GCCCUGACAUUUAAGAACUUGAAUGUGCGGUUAUAAGACAAGAGGAAAGCGUUGGUGUAACAAAUCCUUUCGGUCACUGGACAAGAGAGCGUCGUUGGUGUUCAGCGCUAGAGACAAGGGGCACUAGGAUAGGCCAUUAAUGUGGACGUCUCUAUGUGUAUACGCAACACGGAUGUUAUUUUGAAGCAACAAAUAUCUGAAGCAAUUAGGCUAGAUUUCAGGACGUUUUGAGACGGCUUACCGGAAAGUACCACAAUUGCACAAUUAAUCAGCUUAUCAGACAUUUAGACAAGAUUUUAAAAAACAGUACUGAACUUGUAAAAACAACAAGACUUAAGACGUUCUUUGAAGACAGGAGCAAUACCGCAAUUGCACAACUGAUCAGGUUUUCAAAAGUGUUGAGAAUACAAAGUCCUUAACUCAAAUUAAUCAGGAUUUCGGUGAUCGGAGAAGACUUGAGGAAUGCCGAAAUAUCACAAGGACUGUGAAAAUUAGUUUACAUUAUUGGGGUUUUUCGAAAACUCCAAUACGUGGAUUUUAGUAUUUUUGUGUUCUUGAAACCCUGAACUAAGUAUUCCGUGGUCGCUGGUUGUUCAACAACUCUAGUCGGAGUAUAUUUUACAAGUUUUAUAAAUAAUAAUACAUCAUAUGACAAUCAGAAGGAUUAUCUUAUAACGUCUCAUGGUGUAGACUGAUCAUUAACUGAUUUUAAUUGGUUAACAGAUCUUAAACCAGAUCAAUGUUAGCGACAAUGUCGGUGAUCGUAGCCAAGCCGAUGUCACGGUCGUAUGCCUUAGCUACAGCGGCUGGAAUCACCGAAUCAGAGUUGAACACGAGAGACGCUAAUGGGCGAACAAUCCUGUUCUACGCGUCAAGAAACGGGAAAACACAAGUCGUCAAAAAUUUGCUCAAUGCUGGAAGUGACCCUAAUAUCCCGGAUGUAGAAGGCAGCACCCCAUUGCAUGAAGCGACGGAAAGAUGUCAUCUUGAUAUCGUCAAAAUUCUCCUGAAAAAUGAUAAAACCGACAUAAAUGCAAAGAACAGGAACGGGCAAACAGCACUGAUGAAAUCGGUUCUAUAUGAUGACGUAGAGGCACUCAAAAUAUUACACAAAGCUGGUGGGCAUAUUGACGAAUUGGAUUCCACUGGUAAAACCGCGUUCAUGAUCGCCAUGGCGGACGGAAGAGAACGCACUUCCGAAUAUCUCAUUAAAAACGGAUGUGACAUCAAUAUCGUCGACAAGCUUGGCCAAUCAGCGCUUUAUUUAGCAUUCACAUCAACACAGGGGAUGUCAACAGAUAAUAUCCGACGUCUCCUGAAAGCUGGUUACAUAACAGAGAAAGAUCGUGUAUGGCUUGCCAAGGCCGGAAUGGAACUAAACGCUUUCCAACACAAAAAUUUCUUCCAGCGAAUAAAAGAUCGCAUCACGACACCUUCCGGGCGACGUCACAGCGAGGGAUUUAUGGGAAGGAACACAAUUCAUCUCGGUAGCGGAGUGAGCCAUGCGCAUCCACGUUUCCGGUCCCGGAACAAUUCUUCUUUUAAUUAGGAACACUUUGGUGGACCGUUAAAUUAUUGUUUAGUUGAUAUUCUCGAUCCUGUAUAAUGAUCGAAUUGUUAAGUAAGAUAGAAGAUAAUGAUGUUAAAUUUAUAAGCAACAUUGCCUUAUGCAACUGACGAUUGUAAAGGUAAAUUUAUUGUUAAAGAGUUGUAUCUUGACAUUUUUGUCUAGUUAAUUACUUUCUAAAUGGUGAUAGGCUUGUGAACGCUUUAGAGUGUGACAAAGCUUGGAGUUAAUCGUGGACAACAGUGUUAUCUGAACAACCCACUUGCUAUAACGAAAUGCCCGCGUUGUUGGAACUCUUCCGCAAAUCCGGCUCAUCGGUUUAUGUACACCAUUCAAAAAUAAGAGAAUAACACGGGCUAUUUGAGUAACUGGUCCAAUGUGUAUAUUUUUAGUUUUAGUAUGCCUGUCACUUUAAAGUAUGGUCAUCGUGACGUCGAGUAGGGGAGUGACUAAUGUAGGUCAAAACCGGAUGUGACGUCAUAAUAAUAUGUCGAAGUACCACUCGAUCUUAACAAAUGUGACGUCACAUUGUGAUAUGAUUCAUUACGUUUACUAUGAAUGUGCCAUUAUCAGAUGAUGUAGUGGAUUACGUCAAAAAGGAAUAUGAUGUCACUAUGUCAUGAACACAAUUGAGUGAUUAUAAUGCAGAGUAAUCGGGUGUGACGUCAUCAGGUUAUAUAUAGAGCAUUGACUAUGUCAGAAAUGAAUGUGAUGCCCACAUGUCAUACAUAUUUAAUUGACUGAUUAUAUCAAAAACUUGUGUGACCUCCUCAUAUAUUAUGUAAUAUGUAUGGACAUAAUACGUCAAAAAGGAUGUGACGUCACAAUAUCAAGUUAUGAACUGAUUGAAGUCAAAAACGGAUGUGACGUAUUAAAAUUGUAUCGUAGAAAACUGAACAGAACUUCUAGUGCUUGUCACAUAUGUGUCAUUUCAUACAAGCUAGCGAUCUUAGAUCAAAUUAAAAUCUAGAUGGUCAUUCUCACUACAUUACAUGAACAUCUAACAACACCCCAUAAGGGGUCACGUUCUGAUGACCUCUGAGAUGUGUGUAAUUCACUUUCAGUGCGAAUUGGAAUUUUGUCGAUGUCAUCGAAGCAAAACAUUUCGUCACAGCAUGCAUCUGAAGCAAACCAUUUCGGCAAAUUUUAUAGAAAUAUGCUUUAUGGAACGAAAUAACUUGAAACAAAUUGACAGAUUAUACAAGCUAUGCACUCUAGUCAUGCUAAUUCGGACAUAUAAAAUUCACUUCCAAGAUUCUGGAAGUAGUCAUUUGAUUGGCUAAUCCAAAAGGUCACCCUGACGUGACCCCUUAUGGGAUGUUGUUAGAUGUUCAUGUAACGUGGUGAUAAUGACCAUCAAUAUUUUAAUUAGAUUGCGAUCUUAGAUCAAAUUAAUCAUAGUGUUUAUAUCAUAAAUGAACAAAAAUCUAAAAUGUGGCUGGUCCAAAUCUAUCUUCAUGCAUCAAUAUAUUCCAUUCAAUUAGCCCAAGUUUCUUCUGGCCCUGACACCAGACUUGAACAUUCUUAUGGAGAUAGAUGUCCGGUGUAUACAGUAUCUCUGGUGUAAGGCCAGGGGAGACUCCUAUUAUCAUUCGAUAUACAUGUCAUUUCAAUGGUUAUAUCCUAAUGGGAACUGAAUGAUACGACUCAUUUGUGGUAGUUAACUGGUAUCUGUUCAAUCAGAGAAGCUGUCUCUUGGUAUCAAUUACUGUACAAUUACUGUGUCGGAGUUACCUCCCUUUAACUGUCAUGGAUCCGUCAUCGUUACUUACAAAUUAUUCAUUUUCAUAUUGUUACGUUCAAAAUAAAAUUAUUGUCAAAGAC
Pecten maximus is the source of this 3391-nucleotide messenger RNA. Its product is annotated as ankycorbin-like. NCBI's taxonomy places the organism in Eukaryota, Metazoa, Mollusca, Bivalvia, Pectinida, Pectinidae. Gene Ontology annotation, molecular function: protein binding. The record is from RefSeq and is a predicted model, not a curated record. The transcript has 4 exons. Bases 740 to 1549 code for a protein of 269 amino acids.